Molecule: messenger RNA, 1564 nt
Organism: Actinia tenebrosa (Australian red waratah sea anemone)
Lineage: Eukaryota; Metazoa; Cnidaria; Anthozoa; Actiniaria; Actiniidae
Product: putative lysosomal acid lipase/cholesteryl ester hydrolase
Biological process (GO): lipid metabolic process
Molecular function (GO): hydrolase activity, acting on ester bonds
Source: RefSeq, a predicted model, not a curated record
AAACAUGAGCUGUCAAUCAGGGUAAUAACCAUCUUGUUACGAGCCACAAUCGAACAGUCACAUGACAAUCAACUGGCCACGGAUCUUGCGUCAACAAGCUGGAAAUUUCCUUGGAAAAGUUUUGAAAUAUCUCUAGAAUAUAACCUUGGUCGAGAUAGUCAAACACAGACAAGCCAUAUUUCUUACAAGAGCGUAACGAACCUCGAAACCGAAAUGUUCUGUAACUCAUCCUCGACUGAUACUGUGUUGUUGAUCUGCGCGUUUCUUGCCUUUUGUUCGCUGCAAGCGUCGUGUAGAUGCAUAAAUAAUACAGAUCAUUCGAAACCUGGAUGUAUCAAGAUUGACCCUGAUGUAACAAGGAAUGUAACUCAGCUAAUAAAAAGCCGCGGGUUCCCUGUGGAGACCUACGAAGUGCUUACCGAAGACGGGUUCAUUCUCGGCGUUCAAAGAAUCCCGUACGGAAAAAAAGGCGUGAAGACAAACGGAUCUAAACCAGUAGUGUUCCUACAACAUGGGUUACUAGCUGACGCGACUAACUGGGUCACUGAAUCGGAGGAUGAUUCUCUGGGAUACAUAUUGGCUGACAAAGGUUUUGAUGUAUGGUUGGGUAACAUACGGGGUAACACUUACUCACGAAAACACGUGAGAUAUACACCUGCAGAUAGAGGAUUCUGGGAUUGGAGCUUUGAAGAAAUGGCUGACUAUGACAUCCCAGCCAUGAUCAACUUUGCUUUAAAGAAAUCGGGCCAAGAACAGCUCUAUUAUAUAGGACACUCCCAAGGUACCCUGGUUGGGUUUCUCUCCUUCUCUGAACAUCCUGAAGUCGCAAAGAAAGUCAAGCAAUUCUUUGCGUUGGCUCCAAUUUACCACCUGGGUCACGUGACGUCUUUUGUUAAAGACGCUGCAUUGACGUUGGGCCCUGUUCAGGAACUUCUUCUCCCGUUCGGACCAACACAAUUCUUACCGGGGUUUCUACUAAAGCAGUUGACCAAACUAGGCUUCUGUGGCGGGAAAUAUUCCGAGAAAUUGUGCUAUGACGCGGCAGAGCUGAUCUUUGGAUUCGACGACAAAAACCAAAAUAUGACUCGAGUUCCGGUGUUAGCGUCUCACUGGCCAGCUGGCACUUCGUUUAAGAAUAUCAUUCAUUUUGGGCAGGUGAUCUACGAUAAUCAAACAAGAAGAUUUAACUAUGGAAAAUGGGGCAACCGAAGACACUAUCAUCAGGAUGAGCCUCCUGCCUAUAACGUCAGCAAGAUGACCACACCCACUGCUAUGUUCGUGGGCCAACACGACAGUCUUAGCGUCGAGGCAGAUGUGCUGCAACUGAAAGAAGAAAUCCAAAAGGUCGUGACGUUGUAUCAAGUGAUCCCUGAAUGGAAUCAUAUUGACUUUGUGCUCGGAAUGGACGCAGCUAAAGUACUGUAUAGGCAGAUAAUAAAGAUCAUUGAGAGUGGUCUAGAUCUAUAGAAGAAAUCUAACCAGUGCCUCUAACGCAGGGGGAAAUGUUUUUUGAAUGAGAGGGUUGACAGGAAGUCAGGAACGGAUCCAGGAUUUUUUGACCGCA